Messenger RNA from Bursaphelenchus okinawaensis, 3523 nucleotides. The record is from the annotation of a GenBank genome assembly. NCBI's taxonomy places the organism in Eukaryota, Metazoa, Nematoda, Chromadorea, Rhabditida, Aphelenchoididae.
AUGACAAAUGCAGGUAAGAUUGGUUUAAGAUAGACUUUAAGUUUUUUGGGAUAUCGAGUAUACCAUAACGAUUGUCAACAAUAACAUUUUUUUUAUUUAAUUUUGUCAUAACAUUUUUCUAUUUAUAUUAGGGUGAAAUCAGGUUUGAAAAAGAGACUGCACGGUGCAUAGUUUUAAAUUAGGUAAAUUGCACAGUUUUCUUGAAACCUUUUGUCAUGGUAUUUAAAGUCUUACUCUGUAAUCCCUCAACAUCGUGCAACUUUAGACAUAAUUUCCCCCAACUUUGUCGCCCCCACAUCAGAAGCGCUGCGCAAACGGACGGCGAUCGUUCCGUAUUCAGAAUACGAAAAGGAAACCGAGAAGCAGCAUCACCAGCUCUUCUCCAGCACCACUGCCAAGAACGACGACUCGGUCGUGCUGUACUUGCCACCGUUCGAGCGUGCCCGAGGGAACGAUGUCGCUGAAACGGAUGCUUUAUCUGACAGGUGAGGGCGGUCAUGGGGAAAGAACAAGAUCUAGGUCAUCCGAUUUGUCCUUUUCGAAAGCGAAAGUGGAGAAUAAAUCUUCUUUCAGGUCUUCUGAGUCAAAGCAAACAAACCCUCGAGGAACAAAUUAUUCCACCAGCAACAGGCGCAACCCGCUACCGUACAAGAAGUCAAUGUAAGCACAGUUUUACUGUACCUCGAAAUUAAAUCAAGAGAAUUUUAAUUAAAAAAAUACAGAAUUGACACAUAUUAUUGAAACAUUUUUCAGAUUCCGACCAAAAACAAUACAAGUACCAAAGGAUACGGAGCCACGGUUCCAAGCGAAUCGCGCCCACAAGUACCAAAUGCCAGAUGAAGUGAUUGAAAAGUCCCCACCUCAGAACCAAGCUUCCAAAACAGAACUAGACCAGUUGCAGUUGUUCAACAACGAACUUGUUGAUCUUCCCGUCUACAAAAACGUUGAACCAGCUCCAUUUCCGCCCUUGUCGUCAAAACCCUCAAAUAACAUCGUCGAGAGCAUCUUCACCCAAUCACAAUCCAAUCUCAGACAUGCACCUCCAACAUCGUUUGUUGGUCUUCAGCCUCCCAUCAGUCCCGUUAACCCUAAUGUCAUACCCACUCCUCCAGUAGACGCCCUGACUCCGCUAGCUGCAUUAUUAGGAGGAACAGGGGGUGGAUCACCUUUGGAGACGAUUUCAAAGUUGGCUAGGAAUCUCUUGGCAUCUCCGAACAGCAAAGAUUUGUUCAGUUCGAUGACAAAAGCUCUCGGAACAUCGACAGCAGCUGAGGGAUCCAAGUUGAGCAGUUCAGCGAUCGGAGAAAGUUCCAAGUUGGGCGUGGAAGAAACCUUGUUCUCGAGUGUGAAGGACGAGGAGAAAAACGGUAAAUUCUUGCGAUUUAGCUACAAAAAUAAAAUAAAUUUUAACAAAAAUAGUUUUUUUCUCUUUUUCCUACGAAAAUUCGACUAAUUUCAAUUUUAGGCACAGAAUCCGUGAUAGAAGACCCAGAGAAGCUUCUGAAGGAAGCGAUAGCUAACGGUGAACUCGAUCCAGCAACCUUUUUGCCAAGUAAAACUGUAAAGCCAUCGGCCAAAAUAGUAGAUUGGAUACAGCAGAAUCGACCGAAACAAAGUGUUCUCACAGCCAAGGACAAACUACCGUACUACGGAAAGUACUGUGGCAGUUUCAUUGAGAAUCUGAAGUUGAGUAGCUACAACGUGAGCGGAGCUUUGUGGUCAAUAGAUGAGAAACGACUUCUAGUCUCCAAAUUCCACUUUAAGCCGACUUCUGGAAGUGGUAAGCUCUUGGUAUACAUGAUAUUGCUUUAUUGUGGUAUUCUAUUUCGUUACUAAAAGUUACCAUUACUUGGUUCAUCUUCAGACAAUGUUACCUUUUGGAUCGGACCAGCUGUACCCUCAAAUACAGAAGCUGACAUGAUGCCCUCUGAUAACGGAGUGUAUGUUACAGCCGAGCCUGUAGACAUACGAUCCUUUGUCACUAUUGAAGUUGAGGUAAGCUAGAAGUUCUAGGAUAUUAUAACAGUUUUCGCAAUAAAAUCAAUUUGCAAUUAUGUUAAAAAACAGCAAUAAUUUGACAUAUUAAUAAUUCAGGAAAUGGAAGCCAAGAUACGCAAAGAUACGACUGCGAUAACUGAAACUGCAGAAGCCGAAGAAGAAGACGGCACAACCAAAAAUACAGUACGACGAAUGAAGAGAGACGGUAACACAACAUUCCCCCUGAACUUUGUAGCCAAGACUGAUGGAAACAACAAUGUAAACUUGUCUUUCAAGGUGUGUUUUCAUUUUUUCCAAAAAAUAUUAAAAUUAUUCUGGUAGAGAGAAACUUAACUCAUUCGAAAAUUAUUUUUGUGUUUUGCGAUUUUACCAUUAUAUUUUACCAUACAAACGUAAAGUGACAUUAAUGUCGUGUAUCUAUAAUUUUACUUUGUUUUUAACAGAUGCCAUUGCAAGACGCUCCAGAAUCUCAGAUCACUAUGAAGCCACUUGAUUGGUACGCUGGCAUACAACCUAUGUUGAUCACUUUACCUGGGCAAUACACCUUGAAGAACAUCAACUGGAUAUCAGUAUACGAUCACAAAGCUCACGAUCAAGGUGCUAUGGUGCUACUGCCAACAGAUUUACAGUUUCAGAUACCUGCGACUGUAACUCUUCGACCACUUACUCCGAAUGGUCCUUUUCAGAUAUCUUCUGGCAAGAUACGAGUAAGUUUGAAUCAGCUAUACAUGUAUUAAAACAUACGUUUAUUGGAUGUUAACGUUUGUCAUAUUAUCGUAUGAUAUUUAUGAAAAAAGGUCAAAAUGUUUAUUUUGAUAAUAGAAAGUAGAAGCGUAUUAUUUUAGCUUUUGAACACAAAGACGAUUGAGAUCCAGAACUUCACAUUGACAACCAAAGGCGUACCAACUUGGUUUAUGGUCGGCAAAGACAUUUUACCACACAAAGGAGGCGACAUUUUACCAGUAUUCAACAGGUAUUACCUAAAUUGAUAUUCAGAAGCACAUACUCAUUAAGUUAGACAUAACUGUAUGUAUAACAUACUAAACGAUCCAUUUUAAUUUAGGGUAUUUUAAAUUAAAACUAUAUUGUUUUAGCACGUCACUUGAAUUCGAUUGUACGUCGCUGAGAGAUUACAACAACGAAACAGUAACUCUUCGACUACCAGGCUCUCUCAAUAUGAAGGAUGUGUUCUGGUUCUCGGUUUUCUCGAUUACAAAGACGACUUCUUAUGCUCACAUUUACUUGCCGUACAACGAUCUUCAACUACCUCCUGAUCUUCUCGGUGUUGUGGUAAGUUUACGUUUAUUUAUUGAUAUUUAUGCUAUAGAGCACAGAGAUUUGAGUAUAAUACAAGCCUUAUAUUUUAUCUUUUUGUAAUUUUUUGCUAUUUUGUAGAAGUUUGUGUAUUUUCUUUCUGAUUGUAAAAUUUCGUAUAACACAUAACAUCACGAGAUUUUACUUUCCCAACACAACAACAAACUUAAGAUAACACUUUCAGGCGCCCAGGUGUGCCUACAAAACGUAG